Trichobilharzia szidati is the source of this 1245-nucleotide messenger RNA. NCBI's taxonomy places the organism in Eukaryota, Metazoa, Platyhelminthes, Trematoda, Strigeidida, Schistosomatidae. The record is from the annotation of a GenBank genome assembly.
AUGUCAAGUACAUUCCAAAGACAAAUUGUCAAAGAAGGACCAAUAAGAUCAACAUUCGGGGAAUCAAUUCGUUAUCUAGCCACCUCAUAUUAUCCAUACAUUUAUUCCGAUAGUCGUAAUAUCUCAAAACAUGUUGUCGAUUUACAAGCAGCAUUUGAAAUAUGCAGUGAAUCUCUAGAAGAAUUUGAGCGAAUCUCUUCAGAAUUAAGUAGUAUUAGUUAUUCUAUAUUUGGCCUACAACAAGCCUUAUAUCGUGCUCUGACUGAAUUAAGUAUUAUUCGUGAAGAAGUUGUCGAUUUGUUGAAUGCCCUGAGAACAAGUGAAAAAUUCAAUUUGAGACUAUUAGAUCAACUGUCUGCAAUCGAAGAAGGCAUUCAGAAUGGUAUUGAUACAUCAAGAAGUAUUAUGUCCAACAGUAAACUACCAAUAUCCACCUUUGGUAUAUCUCCUGAACACUAUAUGAUUCCAAGAACAACACGUGAAACACUCGAAUCGAUUAUUGAAGCUGGCCGACCGGGGAUGUAUAGUUCAACUGGAAUGGAUCACCUAUUGAAUGAUAAACUCUCUCCAGACUUUUCCCGCAUGAACUGGCUGAUUCAAAUACAACGUGAUCUAUCCCAUAGACAUGCUGAAUUCAGUUUUCUUGUAAUUAGUUUAUGGUCAGAACAAGUUCGUGAUAAUUUCCACUUGGCAACAAGAAAAACAAAGUGUUUACCAUCGCCUGGAGUGAAAACAUCCUACGAUCGAUUGGGGAAACGUAAAGAUCGAUAUGAUUUAGAAGAGGAUAACCUGUUGAGAAUGGCAAGUUCAGCGAAAAUCGAUGAAUUACCCACUGUCAUUCAAACAAUUCAAGGCAGAGUAUUUGAACUAGGCGGUAUCAUUGUCGACGAAUUGAAUCGUUUGAGAAAUAUUCAUGCAGAGGCUAAACUUCAGCAUAAAACGCUGAAUGCUGAACUGUCGGAUCGUAAACGUCAACUUAUCGAUAGUCUGUUGGCUACGCAUAGUGCUGUACAAACUCUGCUGGAUCUUGAUGAACGUAAUGAUGCAUUGGUUGGAAAACUUGUUAAAACUAGACCAUUGUUUUCAGAUCUUUAUCGUAUUGUACAAAGUGAUAAUCCCAGCUUUGAUGCAAAGUCUGCACUGUCCGGAAGUAGUCUUGCAGAUAUCCUAGGACCAAAUAAUUGGAAGCUGUUAGUCGAACAGUUGGGAAAAAUGCAGUUGAAACGAGAGGCAAGCGUUUCUUAA